This is a messenger RNA of Durusdinium trenchii, 1578 nucleotides long. The record is from the annotation of a GenBank genome assembly. NCBI's taxonomy places the organism in Eukaryota, Dinophyceae, Suessiales, Symbiodiniaceae.
AUGCUCAAAGCAGAACUCUUGACAUCGGAGCCAUCGCUGCGAGCAUCGACCUCUGCCCAGAAGUCCAUGCAUGUCGGAGCGCAAGUCAUCACGCCUGGCACGCUGCUUUUGUUCACCAUGUUUCUCGCGCACAUGUCUGCGCAGAGUAUGCGAGCUGUGUUGCAGAGUCGGCAAGUGCGGCGACGGCUCCAUCUUGGCUUGCAGCCAUCUUCCUCCCACAAGUUCAUUUCUGAAAGAAAAGCAUCGAUCAGAGCGGUGUCCAGCACAGGACGCAGCGCUGAUGCUACGCCUUUUGAUUUGGACGUGAACCAGCUCUUGCUGCCCGAAGACUCCGAAGACCGUGGUUUGGCUGCAUUUGCGCACGUGCAAAGCUUGCUGAGUGGUUGGAAUCGCCAGAGGCGAAAGAUUGGAAAGAAGCCAGAGAAAAGCUUUGGCAAACCGAAGCAUGAAGUGCUGAAAGAGAAGUACGAAGAGAAUCGACGCAACCUGGCUCGUUACCGCCUGCGACCUGAAGAAGUUGAAAAGAUUGCCAGACAUGAUGAGUUGGCUGCAGAGCUUGCUUCUCUCAAAGCACACUUGAAAGAUGCACAAGUCAAGCUGCUGCUGAAGAAAGUGCACUCACUUGAGCAACAGCUGUGGCGCUCCGGAACUGCCUUGGUGGGCUUGUCCAACAGCAUGAGUAUGAUGGGUCGGGGAGCUCAGCGACCCAUUUCUGCCCCAGCCAUGCAAGAGGCUGGUGGGGUGGUGGAGAUCCCGUCCUCAGCGGCCGUGGUGGAUCCGCACGAUCCGGGCGGUUCAAACCCGGAGCAUCCGGUAUCCUCGAAAGACCCCGUGGAGGCGCGAGGAUCGACGGGUGGCCAGGAUCGGUCUCGUGCGGUGAUCUUUUUUCCAGGCGCCAUUGACACGUUGGGCGGCCGUUGGGGUUGGUUUGUGGAAGGUAUCAUAGCCGCGACCCUGAGGAUGGAAUUCUUACAUUACCCCGUGAAGGCGGGCGAGGGCAUCGGCACCCGAACGCAGAGACUUUGGAUGUCAGGGCUGGUUUUUCUCCAGGCGGUCCUCACGGUGGCACGGGUGGUCUACUUGUACCAAGCCUUGGGAGGCUUCUUCCUGGGCCUGAUUGUGAUCUUAGGUUGGCACUCCUUGAAGAAAGGUCUGGAUAUCACCAUGGUAUGCCUCUGGGGCCUGGUCAGCAGCUUCUUGUUGCUCUAUGACACCAUUGGUGCUCUCACCGGUGUGAUCAUGGAGACCUUCCACUUGCAAUUCCUCAAGGUAGCCAUCAUUGUGGCCCUGCCCUUGGUGGAAUUCCUGUCGGUCAGCUUUGCGUGGGAACUCUUCAAAGAACACGAACGUGCCGGAGGCCUCUUCAAACCCUUCUUCAGCGACGGCAGUGAGCCGCCCAAGCAGAUCUAUGGGGCGGACGGGAUGUCCGGUUUGGGCCCGAAGCAGUACGAUGGUGCUUCGCAGUAUGGUACUUCGCAGCGCGACAAGAUGACACCCUUUCACACCGGCUACAUCCCGCAGGAGAUGCACAACCCCACCGACACGGCCAGUCGCAAGCAGAACUUUGCAUGCUGCUGA